AUGGAAGGUGAAACACUUUUUUUCAGUUAUGGAAGGAAUGGCAGGUGGGAAUUAAGAGAGGAGAUCAUUCUUGAAGCUUUGCAGAGAAGUUCUGAAAUGGGAUUUCUUGAUCUUUUUGUAGUGGCAUUAAUGCCAGUUCUGAAAGUACUCUUGAUUACUGGAACUGGCUUGUUUCUUGCACUUGAUCGUGUUGAUCUCUUGGGAUCGAAUGCACGAACCUUCUUAAAUAAUCUUGUAUUCUACGUGUUCAGUCCAUCGCUUGUGUUAAGCCAGCUUGCUGAAACUAUUACUCUUCAAAGUUUGGGUACCUUAUGGUUCAUGCCAGUGAAUAUCCUUCUGACAUUCAUAAUCGGCUCUAUACUUGCUUGGAUUCUCAUUAAAAUCACCAGAACUCCACCACACCUCCAAGGCCUUGUCAUUGGUUGUUGUUCUGCUGGAAAUUUGGGGAACUUGCUUCUCAUUAUUGCUCCUGCAGUCUGCGAAGAGCCAAAUAGCCCAUUUGGAGAUUCAACUGUCUGCUCUAAUUAUGGAAUGGCAUAUGCUUCCCUUUCAAUGGCUGUUGGAGCUAUUUAUAUAUGGACAUAUGUGUACAUUAUCAUGAGGAUAUAUUCAGAUAAGAUUCCUGAAGUUAUCGUUACAAAUGAAUCGAUAACGGGUUCUGGAAGUUACACAGAAGCCUUGCUUCCUCCAAGCGACAACCUUAGCUCUAAUGGCCAUUCAGUUCAAGCUGAACUUCCUCGAACUAUGUCCGAGGGAAAUGUUACAUUUAUGGGGAGGACUUUUCUGGGAGUUAAGAAAUUUGCAGCAAAGAUCAACCUGAAGAUGGUGUUUGCACCGUCUACAAUUGCUGCCAUUUGUGGAUUUAUAAUUGGGACAGUCUCUCCAAUCCGCAAGGUGCUGAUUGGUGACAAUGCUCCUCUUCGAGUGAUUAAUAGCUCUGCAGCUUUGAUGGGAGAGGCAACAAUUCCAUGCAUGACCCUGGUAGUGGGAGCAAACCUUCUUGAGGGUUUGAAACGAUCAGGAAUAAACGUAUCAGUUGUUGCAGGGAUUGUAGCAGUGCGGAACAUUUUCUUGCCACUUAUAGGCAUUGGUGUUGUUAAAGCAGCAAAGCAUUUCGGCAUGGUUGGCUCAGAUUCUUUGUAUCAGUUUAUUCUUUUGCUUCAAUUUGCACUUCCACCUGCCAUGAGUAUUGGGGCAAUUGCACAGCUUUUCAAGGCUGGCGAGGGCGAAUGUUCUGUCGUUAUGCUGUGGUGUUAUGUUGUGGCUACAUUUUCUCUUACUCUUUGGUCAACCUUUUACAUGUGGCUUUUGGAGUGA
Molecule: messenger RNA, 1317 nt
Organism: Dovyalis caffra
Lineage: Eukaryota; Viridiplantae; Streptophyta; Magnoliopsida; Malpighiales; Salicaceae
Source: the annotation of a GenBank genome assembly